Messenger RNA from Nakaseomyces glabratus, 753 nucleotides. It is a transcript of the gene YIP4, whose product is annotated as Yip4p. The record is from RefSeq and is a predicted model, not a curated record. NCBI's taxonomy places the organism in Eukaryota, Fungi, Ascomycota, Saccharomycetes, Saccharomycetales, Saccharomycetaceae. Gene Ontology annotation, cellular component: trans-Golgi network. Gene Ontology annotation, biological process: endoplasmic reticulum to Golgi vesicle-mediated transport.
AUGGCUACAGAUGAUCAGUUUAUAGAGCCUGAUUUUAUAGAGCCUGACGUUCCCGUUCGAGAUGGCAGCAAUGGAAACUCAAGUGCCGCUGGAAGUCGAGGUAUAGCUGGUUUGUCUGGCAAUAUGGAGACCAGUAGUGGUGAUUGGAACAGAGGUACGUUGGACGAGAGUGUCUUGGCAACUUUCAAGCGAGAUAUCUAUGAUAUCAACUCGAAGUUAAAACAAGUUGUGUACCCGCACUUACCUUCGCAUAGGUACAUGGCCACCACGAGUGGUGACCAGGACUCUGCUCAGGGAGCCAACGAGGACAUAUUCAACAGCUCUGACUUCUGGGCACCGCUGACCUUUAUCAUACUGUACUCAGUAUGUGUAUCGCACGCAAAGGGCCUAUUCUCGUCUGUGUUUGUGUCCUGCUGGUUCGUGCUUGUGGUGAUGGCCUUGCAUUUGAAACUGACGAAACCUUACCAAAACGCCACAUUGCUCUCAUACGUGUCUCUGUCCGGGUACUGUAUGUUCCCUCUAGUGAUAUGCGGACUUCUGGUACAAAUAGUGAUACCCGCAGUGUCCCACACACUGGGAACCAGCCCUUGGAAGGUCAGAGUCUCCACUCUGCUCAGACUCACGGUGUUCGGGUUCUGCUUUAUUUGGUCCUUCACAUGCUCAGCAAUCGUCACCAGGUCGAAGGGCUUCGUCCAGUUAUACCCGCUCGCACUCUGUCUCUUCGGCCUUGCAUGGCUAUCGAUGAUUCUGUAA